Messenger RNA from Rhodofomes roseus, 1525 nucleotides. Its product is annotated as eukaryotic translation initiation factor 5C. Bases 65 to 1330 code for a protein of 421 amino acids. Gene Ontology annotation, molecular function: protein binding. Gene Ontology annotation, cellular component: cytoplasm; membrane. Lineage: Eukaryota; Fungi; Basidiomycota; Agaricomycetes; Polyporales; Fomitopsidaceae. The transcript is spliced from 8 exons. The record is from RefSeq and is a predicted model, not a curated record.
GGCUGUCCUCUGCACCAUCGCACUCUGUCCGUUGUACAUCUUUCGAGCGUGUCGAAACCUGUGGAUGUCUCAGCAAGCAGCUGCACCUAAGCCUACGCUCCAGGGGGUCCGUAUCAGAGCAAGGAAAGGUGCUGUCAAAGCUCACGCCAAACACGAACCCACGAUCUUCAGAGACCAACUGUACAAACACCUCGAGACCGUCCCCGAGAACGACUUUGAGGGCGUAACCAACAAACUUGUUCAAGCCGGCUCUACCCUCGAGUAUCUCAAGUAUGCAGAAGCUCUCUUCGAGAUUCUACUCAUCGGCGGCCUGCUACAACCCGGUGGUAACUACCUGGACGAUGGCGCACCGCCUUCUCCCUUCUCCGUCCUCAAGGCGAAAGAGCCGGUGGAGGUGGCUAACAUAAAGCAGUAUGUGGACGUACUCAACAAGUUGAUCAGGAGGUACAAAUAUCUGCAGAGACCUCUGGAGGAGACAUCACUGCCUACUCUGCUGCAGUACAUCAACAGGUGGACCGACGUCCAGCGGAACAAACUCGCUGUCGCGACUGCCCUCACGAUGGCCCAAGGCCUGGCAAGUGCGGGGUGCCUGCAGAGUCUGACCAAGGACCAUCUUGUGAAGAAUGACGUUGCUAUCAACGUCGUUACAACCGUCUUCCACGCCUACCUCUCGGAGCAAUCCAUGGAUCAUCUCGCGGCUUCGUUGAAACGUGGCGGGAUCAAGGAUUUGCUGGCAUUCUUCCCUGAGAACAAGCGUCAGGAUAAGGUGCUCGAUGAGCACUUCCGCAAGGCCGGUUUGGCGCAAGUGGCGGACUGGUGGACCAAACGUCAGAAUGCCUCUUUGAGGGAAGGCAUUAUCAAGACAUUACAGGAGAUGCUGGAACGCGAGACUCCUCACGAAGAGAUCGUGGCUACUCUUAAGACCCAGCAGGAGGAGCGUCCUCUCCCCGAGACGGAGCUGAUUCAGUGCAUCUGGCAAGGACUCAUAUCGUCUGUCGAGUGGUCAGCGCGUCAGGACCAGAACGAAGCUCUCGCAAUCCGCGAGAUCACCAAUUUCACCGAUAUUCUUGAGCCCUUCUGUAAUGGUCCCAAGACCGAGGUCGCCCUUAUCAACAUUGUACAAGUGUAUUGUUACGAAGAUACGCGGAUCAUGAAGGCGUUCCAGCAGAUCCUGAAGGUGUUGUAUAACAAAGACUGUAUCUCUGACCAAGCCAUCAUUUAUUGGCACCAGAAGGGCGCAAAGCCCCAGGGCAAGCAGCAUUUCUUGCAAGCGACGCAGACGCUCGUGAAGUUCUUGCAGGAACAAGAGGAGAGCGAGGAAGAGGAAUGAUGGCAUGCAUAGACGAUGUAGCAAACACCUGCGUAGAUGUUCCUUGCGUAACGUACACGACCCUAGUGAAACGGAGGAUUAUCGAAUUCUAUGAAUAUGUACACACCAAGCAGAUGUACACGAUGUACACGAGAGCGAACGUAUCAUGACGGGGACCUAAUACACAAUAAAACACUUUAGAGGGCCCCGGCGCUG